Molecule: messenger RNA, 690 nt
Organism: Leptinotarsa decemlineata (Colorado potato beetle)
Lineage: Eukaryota; Metazoa; Arthropoda; Insecta; Coleoptera; Chrysomelidae
Gene: RpS27A
Product: Ribosomal protein S27A
Biological process (GO): translation
Cellular component (GO): ribosome
Molecular function (GO): protein binding; structural constituent of ribosome
Source: RefSeq, a predicted model, not a curated record
AGAGUGGGGCGGAAACUUGGUAAGAAUCGUCUUUUCGUCAUAUCCACUGUCAAAAAGUUUCUUUUUAUGAGCAGCGUGUAAUGGUGGAGUAGAAGUUGUUUCAACUAACUUCCCAAGAUGCAGAUCUUUGUUAAAACUUUGACUGGUAAGACCAUCACUCUUGAGGUCGAACCUUCGGAUACCAUCGAAAAUGUUAAGGCUAAGAUUCAAAACAAGGAGGGAAUUCCACCAGAUCAACAGCGUUUAAUUUUUGCUGGUAAACAAUUGGAAGAUGGACGUACUUUGUCGGACUACAAUAUACAAAAGGAAUCUACUCUUCACCUUGUAUUGCGAUUGAGGGGAGGUGCAAAGAAACGUAAGAAGAAGAAUUACUCCACCCCAAAAAAAAUCAAGCAUAAGAAGAAGAAGGUCAAGCUGGCUGUAUUGAAAUUUUAUAAAGUCGAAGACAAUGGUAAAAUCCACAGGUUGAGGCGUGAGUGUCCUGCUGAACAAUGCGGAGCUGGUGUCUUCAUGGCAGCCAUGGAAGACAGACAUUACUGUGGAAAGUGUGGAUACACACUUGUCUUCUCUAAACCAGAUGAUAAGUAAACUCCAAACCAGAUGAGAACUAAUUUAGGGUUUAAAAGUUUAUAAAAACUUGUAUUAUUUCUAAAUAAAGUAAUACAAGGAUUAGACUUGUUAUGGAGCAUU